This is a messenger RNA of Drosophila gunungcola (fruit fly), 566 nucleotides long. RefSeq lists its product as uncharacterized. Gene Ontology annotation, molecular function: chitin binding. The record is from RefSeq and is a predicted model, not a curated record. Gene Ontology annotation, cellular component: extracellular region. Lineage: Eukaryota; Metazoa; Arthropoda; Insecta; Diptera; Drosophilidae.
CGAACCACCACAAAAGCUUGAGAAUGCAGCAAUCUUUACGCUUGUCCCUGCUGUUAAUCGUUUACGGAGUUAUUCUCGUUGUCUGGGGAAUCAAUGGCCUAAACAUACCCGAAUGCACUGGCCAAAAUGGAAUCAUCAACAACACCCGUCCCAAUUGCAGUUACCCCUUUAUUAAUUGCUCAGCCCAGGAUUCGUUAUUUUGCUUUGAAACUAACACUUGUAGUGCCAACUUUAUCUGUGGCAAUAUAGACACGCUGGAUAAUUCGACUGCCUCGCCCAACCAGACAACUCCAACGGUUAUAACCACCCCGACACCUUUGGCCACCACCUCAACCACCUCGACCACCUCAACCACCUCGACUUCCAAUAUCCGACGUGACUGUCGUCCGGGUGUAACCAAAAGGUUUAGUUACCCACAGAAUUGUAACUACUUCUACUACUGCGUGGACGGCUUUCUACUUGUGGAACAAUGUCCUAUUGGCUAUGUCUUCGAUCCGGAGAGAGCUUGUGGUGGUCGUAGACGAGAUUCGGCCGAUUGUACGUUGAAAUAAAGAGUUAAUAAGCUA